Molecule: messenger RNA, 1376 nt
Organism: Zea mays
Lineage: Eukaryota; Viridiplantae; Streptophyta; Magnoliopsida; Poales; Poaceae
Exons: 8
Coding region: 203-1006 (267 amino acids)
Source: RefSeq, marked validated
CUUUCUUUCGUGCGCGCCUGUCAUCGUCCGGCUCAGAGCCGCCACAGCCUCGCCGUCGAUUCUCUCCCCUCCCCUUCGUCCUCACGAGCGACGAACGUCACGAACCCCUCCUCCACCUCCUGCUACUAUCGGCGCCGGAGCCCUCCUCUGGUCUCACCGUGCAAAUCCCCAACCCCGAGGCAGACGCAGGCCAGCCCCUGUGAUGGCACAGACCAACGGCAACGACCCCUUCAGUCCCCCUGUUUCCCAAGAAAGGGUUGUGAUAACAAACAAGCAUGGUGAGAGGCUUGUGGGGCUGCUGCAUCACACCGCUUCAAACAAGAUUGUGGUCUUGUGCCAUGGUUUUAUAGCUACCAAGAAUGACAGCCUCAUUCUUGACCUGGCGGAAGCGUUGACAAAGGAAGGGAUCAGUGUCUUCCGCUUCGAUUUCAGUGGAAAUGGAGAAAGUGAAGGCCAGUUUGAGUAUGGCAACUACAGGAAGGAGGCUGACGAUUUGCAUUCUGUUGUAUUGUAUCUGUGUCAAAAAAGUUAUGAUAUAGCAGCUGUUGUUGGUCAUAGCAAAGGAGGAGAUGUGGUGAUUCUAUAUGCUUCUGUCCAUGAUGAUGUGGGCACAAUUGUUAAUUUAUCGGGCCGGUUUGAUUUAAGAAAAGGCAUUGAAGAACGGAUAGGGGAAGGGUCUAUCGAUAAAAUAAACAAAGAAGGCUACCUUGAUGUCAAGGAUAAAUCUGAAAAUGCCAGCUACAGGGUAACCAAAGAAAGUUUGAUGGAACGGCUUAAUACUGAUAUGCGCGCUGCAAGUGUUUCCAUAAGCAAGGGAUGCAGGUUCUUAACAGUCCAUGGCUCAGCUGAUAAGACCAUACCCGUAGAAGAUGCCCAUGAGUUUGCGAAGCAUAUACCCAACCAUGAACUGCGUGUCAUAGAAGGAGCAAAUCAUAACUACACCUCACAUCGCAAAGAAGUUGCUGAUGCAGUAGUAGAUUUCAUCACGUCCAAUGUAACCGUAUAAUAAGGCUGGGGGAUGAAUGUCAUUCCAGACCACUUGGUCAUGCACCUAUCGAUCCCCUCCAUCAUGGGGCAAUACUGGUACUAGGUGUCUAUUAUCUUCUGAACCGAAAACCCCAUGUCAUGCAGGUUUGAUAUGAUGAUGUUGCUCGUAUGUGCUCUUAAGAAUUACUGUAAAUAUUGAACUCCUGGUAGACUUGUAUGCCGCAGCUCGCAGUUUAUAUAGGCUCAUAUCUCUAUAGUUUUUUUUUCUUUCUUCUUUGUUCGAGGGCUCUAUUCCCUUGCUCUUUUUUGCCUGGUUCAUGUAAGUUUUCUUCCUUGUACCCUAUAGUUAUUUAAUUUAUUUAAAUUUGGCACUGUGGACUAUUUUGUAC